Podarcis lilfordi (Lilford's wall lizard) is the source of this 8160-nucleotide messenger RNA. Lineage: Eukaryota; Metazoa; Chordata; Lepidosauria; Squamata; Lacertidae. The record is from the annotation of a GenBank genome assembly.
AUUUUCAGCUACCUUCCCUUGCACAGCUGUGAAUUUAAGUAAUGCGUGCAAGCAACUAAAUAGUAUUCAUUAAAUUGCCAUUAUAAGUUAACACAAGAGAGAGAAUGCAUAGCAGAGUGCUCUGCGUUAUAUGGUAAAGGGGGGGAAGUGGGAAUAUUGGCUUAAUGAAUGAGUUACGGUGAAUCACUGAAGUGUCUAGGAAUACGCAUUGCAAUGUAAUUCCGAUUCAACCUCUAUUUUAGUUAAACGGCUUCAAAGGUCAGCCGUACUGUGAAAUGUUUCACUUUUUUGUUUAGGGGCUGUGUGAUUAUUAUUGUUCCCCAGUGAGAAAUAUGAACCGAAAUUCCCGUGACAGAUGCAGAGGAGGAAGAAGGAAUGGCCUUUCCCUCUGUGUUGUGGAAACAAAGGAGAAAUAAAUCUUUUAACCUGCUAAUACAUCUCUACCUCUAAAGAUAUAUUCUGACACAAAAUUACAUUGCACUGAGAUCUAUUAUGCUGUGGAAUAGUCUCUCAAGGAAGCGAUGCAAGCCCUAUGGAUUGAGACAUUUAAGAACACACUAGACAAAGGGUGAGAAUAGGUAUUGUUUGUAAUAGUUCCCUGCUGUCCUGGGGGUAAGCAGGAAACUGAGGGUUUGUCCACACUUUGCUUGUCCCACACAUAGAAAUCAGAGGUCCGAGAGGUUUUCUGCUUGUCCCAGAAUGCAGUGGGAGAAACGGAAGUGUAGAAGAGCACUUAAGAGCCCCAUUUGGACUUCACAAUACUAAAUCAUAGCUUAGCAAGAAGGAUUUGCUUUCAAUUUCCACUACCCACAGUUUAGCAAAUCAUCUGAAAACUGAAGGAUAAGUAAGCUUACCUGUGGUUUGUUUGAACUAGCCGAUAUCAUGAUGCAUGAUUUGAAGUUAGCCAAUUACCAGAACACCAUAUUUGGGAUUAGCCAGCAUUUUGGGGAUUCAGCUACAGGCAAGCUGCAGCAAAUACAAACUAGAAGGAAGAUCAUGACCAUACCAGAGUGGAAGGAGCGGAGGCAUAAACCUGAGGUUCUCUAUGGCUUGUUCUGGUCAUGCUAAAUGACUGUUUAGCAUAUUGGUAUUCAACUGAUGGGUCGGGACACACUAGUGGUUUAUGACCUGCUCCAAGGUGGGUCACAAUGGGAGCACUAUCAUCAUGCAAACAUAUGGUAAACGAUUUAGGAAUUGGUCACCAAAUGCAUGCUGGGGUUAAAAGUGGGCCUUGUGUCUGAAAAGGUUGAAGAUACCUGGUUUAACAUGCUACUUGAACUGGGUUAGUGACCAACUAGAUCAGGAAAGCAGACAUGGUGCUGCCCCUGCCAACAUGCCCAAUGUUCAGGGAUGAUGAAAGUCAGGGCUGUCUUAAGCAUAUGUGGUGCCAGGGUGCAAAGAUUCACCUGGCGCCCCCCAUCCCCCGGUUGCUCAGUCCCAGGCACGCAGGAGGGUGGAGCCGGCCGACCACCUCAGCGUCUCGCUGACUCGAUCGUCCCCAAACUUGCAGCGCAGAGCCACCCGCAGCAGAAGAGCCUGCCAUGGUGCUCUGACCGAUGGGCGGGCUCUUCCCUGGACUCAACUCUCAGGCCUCAGACUCUCGGCCUGGUGCCCCUGAGAGCCUGGUGCCCGGGUGCCUCGCACCCCUAGUGCCUAUGGGUAAGACGGCCCUGAUGAAAGUUGCAGUUCAACAUCAUCUGGAGGGCACCAUGUUGGUGGCCUUUGAACUUGAUCUUUCGGGAUCAAACAAGGGCCCACAGUGGGGUUCCUUGAAGGUCUGUUUUGGGACAGAUACCUUUUUUGAAAUUUUCCAGAGUGGACCAUGAGCAGAUUUGCAGGCUGUGAAAGGGAUGUCUCCAGAUUUGACAAGUUCAAUGUAAAUAAAUAUGAAGAGACUGAGUGAAAAAAGGCCUAAUCUCACAAGUAUGCUAUCUGAUGGAGUCUAAGGCUGAAUCCUACACUCACUUACAUGCGAGUAAGCACCACUGAGUUCCCAACUGGAUGCCUAUUUUGUAUGGUUUUAGUUUUGUUUUAAAUGUAAAUUCGUUUUUUCUGCUUUUGUUGUACAACCACCUUGAAACAAUUGUAUAGAAAGUGAUUAAUAAAUUAACAACAACACUCCUCCUCAUCUGUGGUUCUUAGUUCUGAGUAGACAGGUAUAGCAUUGCAAUGGAAAUACGUUGGGACCAUUCAAGGAAGAGUCAUGCUGAAGCAUUCACCAAAAAUGUCAGUUCAACAUGCUGCCACAGCUGUGGCAACUCUAUCCAGUAGCUUUAUCAUGUAAGAACAGCCAUGAGGCUAGAAACUGACAACAGCUUCUGAGAGAGAUGAAAGUGCAGCUGAGUUGCAAGUGCUCACAGUUUUUUGUCGUUUUUACCAGUGUCAAAAAUGACCUCUCUUUUUGACAAAUUCCCAUGCCAGUACUUGUUUGUCCAUUUACAUUUCCCAACUUAUGUCAUCUCUCAGUUUUUCUUAACAGUUCUCACUUGAGCCUAGCGACAUCAUCCUUUAAGGUUUAUCAAGCAGUUUAUACAUCUUGUUGAAUGGUAAAGUAAACAAUGUAGCCAAAUUUGGGGCAUUUGAGUAUCAUAUUUUCCUCUGUGUGAUAUCCAGUAAGAUGGGGCUGCUCAUAUGGUUAUUCCAAGGUGGCCGAUGCAGCAGUUAGGAGGAACACUGCUACUGAACAGCUCUUGAAAUAUACAGAAUAUUCAUCCAUGGGGCAAAAUGUUCAAGAACAUUCAAACUAGUUUCUGACUCAAAAUAUAAAAAAAUGUUAGAAGGGACUUAAAUGAAAAUUCAUUCAACCCGUUGUUGCCAAUACGUCCACACUUUUUCCUUUCUAGUGAAACAAGGUUUUCCAGCUUUUGAAAGGACCAGAAACAAUACUGGAAAGGAAAAAUGAGUAUAUAGACUACAAGGAAUGAUGGUUCUGUCAUUAACAUCUUCAGCAAUCUAUUGUCUGUUAUUAGCCCACAUCUUAGAGACAGAGCACCAAACAGUGAAGCAGUACUUCCGAUCCAUUAUUUAGUCAAUUUUGUGUCUUGUACUUUGCAGUUACAGCUUCCAGGGAUGGAAUAGAACACUAGCACUCUCUCUCUCUCUCUCUCUCUCUCUCUCUCUGUGUGUGUGUGUGUGUUUGUGUGUGUAAUGAAAGGGACAGGAAAGACUAAGAAAUCAUAUUCUACUUUCUAACUUGACCACAAUAUAAUUCAUGAAAGAGUCCCAAAGUCAGCUCUCUCAUUAAGAAAACCACAUGCUUGGAGAUGAGACUUAUUAGAAUGCCAGGACAGACUCCGACAGCGGCUGGUGCUAUUUACUGAGGCUGUAACUCCUUCGCCAGUUUCAUUUAGGGUUCUAUAUCAAAGUGGGACAGCCAGCAAUCCAUCAUGGGUCUAUGAAAAACAAAUGAAAAGUACCAUAUCGGCUGUGAGGCCUUCCUAAAGAUAUAUAUAUGAUUAACAAGUCAAAGGCAAAUUUACCUUGCUAAUAAGACCAGAACUUUUAAAAUAUGCUGGGGGGGACGGACCCCACUACACACCUCUCAGUAGCUGACAGUAAUAGUCAAUUAUUUUUUGUUCAGAUCCCUGGCAAGGUGUCACACGGCCCCUUACCCCACCUCACCACUGUCCAGUUUUUAAAUGAGGUAUAUUUGCCUUAAAUCAUUUCCUGCAGAAAAGGAAGCUAAAUGGUUCCGCUUUAUUUGUUCCAGAAAUACAGCCUGUUUUCACAUCCUGUAGCUGCGACUCCUGACAUAUGAAUAUUGAUGUGAGCUGCUUUUGGCUAUCCUCUGGCUCCUACCUGCCAAUGCCCAUUUCUGAUCCACUAAGCACACAGUACAGAGAGAUGGUGAACUGAGAAUUGCUGAUUUAUUUUUGUCCCACGGAGCUGUGACCGCCAGCUCAAACAACCGAUCCCAAAUUUGCAUGCUUCCUUCAUGCCAGAAGCCUCUCCAAAUGUCACUAUACCUUUGACAGCAAUCAUAAAGCAAUUGGUUUCAUUGGGAUGUAGACUCUCGGCUUGGGAAAUCCCUUAAGCCAAUAAUUUUAAUUGUUGGCAAAAUAUAUGUAUAGUCAUCAGGUCCUUCUAUUCCCAUAUGAUAGACAACAGCUGCGGAAUUUUCCUUCAAAGAGCAAUUUCAUACAAGCAGAAAUAAAUAUUGGGAUUUGCAACUCACAACAAAACACUGGACUCUUUCUUAGUUAUCAGUAACUUGUAGCACCUGGCUGAGAUACUGAAGUCGUGCAUGUUCUAUUUAUGUCUUCCUGCAAACUUUGGUCAAAUUCUUACUGAGGAGGCUGUACCACUUCAGAAUAUAUGAGGUGGUAAUCAUAGGAUGCUCUUUUAUAACACACCAAACGUGAAAAUCCCCCACAUGUAAAAUUAUGACCCACUUUGGACAUUAUAUCUCAGCUUAACAUGCCAAGAUAUGAACCAGCAUUUUACUUGUUCAUGCCACUUCUCUGUUCACAUGAGCUACGAUAACACAAUGGAGUCUCCAAUCAAUUAGAGUUUUCUGCUUAAUCUGAACCAAGAAAUCAGGGUUACCGCAUUCAGAGCAAGUCAGGAACUUAAGCCAGCUUCAAGCAUGGUUUACGAUCCUGGCUUGUUCUGCGCAUCAUAACUCAAUCUUCCUCAAUUUGGAUGAAACCAAAAACAAUCGUUCAUUAGAGACUUCCUGAUUUAAUCACAGUUUGAAUGAAAGGGCUGCAUAUGCAGAUGAAAGUCUCAUUUAAUCUCAGCUAAAACUGAGAGAGGAAUGUCUGAACAAGUUGGUAGUCAAUGGAUUCAGGUUGACUCCCGACAAAACAGGGAAAGUACUGUUUCUGGGAGAUGGGGUGGGCAGGUGUGGGGGAUUCCCUAGUCCUGAAUGGGGCAACUGUGCCCCAGGUACACAGCCUGGGCGUCAUUUUGGACUCACAGUUGUCCAUGGAGGCACAGGUCAAUUCUGUGUCCAGGGCAGCUGUCCACCAGCUCCAUUUGGUACACUGCCUGCACAAUGUCUCACCGGAAUGGUACAUGCUCUGGUUUUAUCCUGCUAGGACUACUGCAAUGCACUCUAUGUGGGGCUACCUUUGAAGGUGACUCAGAAACUACAACUAAUCCAGAAUGUGGCUGGCAGACCGGUGACUUAGAGCAGCCACCAGGUAACACCGGUCCUAAAAUAUCUACAUUGGCUCUCAGUAUGUUUCCGAGCACAAUUCAAAGUACUGGUGCUGACCUUUAAAGCCCUCAAUGGCCUCAGCUCAGUAUACCUGAAGGACUGCCUCCACUCCCAUCAUUCAGCCCAGACAUUGAGGUCCAGCUCUGAGGGCCUUCUGGCGGUUCCCUCAUGGUGAGAAGUGAAGUUACAGAGAACCAGACAGAGGGCCUUUUCAGUAGUCACGCUCGCCCUGUGGAACGCCCUCCCAUCAGAUGUCAAGGAAAUAAACAACUAUCCGACUUUUAGAAGACAUCUGAAGGCAGCUCUGUACAGGGUAGUUUUUAAAGUUUGAUGUUUUACUGUGGUUUUAUAAAUUGUUGGAAGCCAGUCAGAAUGGCUUGGGCAAUGAGAAUGCUUGGGCAACUGAGGUCAGAUGGGUGGCUUAUAAAUAAUAAAUUAUUAUUAUUAUUAUUAUUAUUAUUAUUAUUAUUAUUAUUAUUAGCUCAACAUGUCAGAGCAAAUUCUAUCCUACCCCUUUCCAUGAUAUCAUUCUCUCUCUCUUCUCUCUCUCUCUGUGUGUGUGUGUGUGUGAGAGAGAGAGAGGGGGGGGGGAGCAUUUACCUCAUUUUUCACUCUGUAAGAUGCACCAGAUCACAAGACGCACCUAGUUUUUGGAGGAGGAAAACAAGAAAAAAUAAUAUUCUGAAUCUCAGAAGCCAGAACAGCAAGAGGGAUCGCUGCACAGUGAAAGCAGCAAUCCCUCUUGCUGUUCUGGCUUCUGGGAUAGCUGCACAGCCUGUAUUCGCUCCAUAAGACACACACACAUUUCCCCUUACUUUUUGGGAGGGAAAAAAGUGAGUCUUAUAGAGCAAAAAAUACGGUAUCUAUGUGAAUCCCACGUCAGUGGUACAGGUCACACAUGUUAAACACCUUAGUGAGAACUCUAUCUUAGAGCUAAGAUACUUGCCAUUCUCCCCAUACGGCAGCAGCUCAGUUUUCCUAUCUUCCAUUGUAAUCCUAUGUUUAUUUCUACCCAGGUGCAAACUGUUGCAGAAGAUGCCAGUAUGCUUCCAUACAAGCUCCACUGAAAUAAAUGAAGCCUGAGUCACACCUGCUAGAUUGCACUUAAAAAUACACCUGCUUCUUAUAUAAUAAUAUAAAAAGAUCUGUACCAAUCAGUUUUCUCAGUUUUCUUAUCCCCCAUCCUUGCCUUUUACUGACUCCUUUGUGGAUGUUCCCCCUGACACUAAUAUUUUAAAUAUUGUACUUAUAGCUGACUGGUUAUGGAUUAUUUGGUAAGCAUUUUAUAGGUUCCAAAGACAUGUGCGGCUAAUAUUCCACUUUAAUAGCUUUCUAUUAUGUUGUGAACUAUUUUUUUUCCUUUAAGAAAGAUCUGACAAAAUGGUUCCAUUUGGAAAUAUUUCUUAAUAAAAGCCAAAGACUGCAGUCUAUUUCUAUUUUUAUUAUGUAUUUCAUUGGAUUUCGGUACUUAGGGGAAUGGAGCCAAGCUCAGUGUCCGUAAGAGGCAAGUAAAAUCCUCUGGCAACUUGCCCUUAUUAAGGACAAAGCUUCAUAAGUCUUGGUUAAAAAAUGGUAAUACCAAAUGCUGGAAAGUGAAGAAGCAGGGUUGUUUGAAUAUCAAAGCAGCAUUUGCAUUUUAAAGAUGGUUGGAAGUAGCACCACAAACUCAUCACUGUCAUGUCUCUGAGGAGGAAAGGAUUUAUCACACAACAACAAAUAUACAUUGUUCACAAACUGAUUUGGAAGGUAUCUCAUAACUGAGAUUUCCUGAGGAGUGGAUGGAAGGGGUACAGUAGAUAAACUUGGAAGUUGGGGCAGGACUAUUUAAAGAAUGGUGGAGGGCAAUGAGUGAUAAGGAAGGAAGAGACUUUUUUUACAGCAGAUCCAUGCUUCAUCCUAGACUACGGAUGUAAGAAGGCAUUGGUUUUUGAACCAACUUGUGUUCUUUUCACCCAGCGUUUUUUCUGUGCCACUGCAGUUUGGCUUCUGACAAGAGACUACGUUUUUUGCCUCUGUCACCACUGUGACCAAAUUCAUUGUAAUUCAUUCCGCAAAUAAUUAAGUUAUCACCGGGUUAUUCUGCACCAUUCAUUUCAAUGCAAAAUCCAUUCAUUUCAUUGCAAAGGAAACACAGCGCAACUUGGGGCAUCAUCAAGUACCUAUUGUUUGUGAACCGAAAAAAACAACAGCAAAUACCCUAGGACCCACAUACCUACGGGACCGCCUCUCCUGGUUUGCCCCACGGAGGACCUUAAGGUCCACAAAUGACAAACUUUGGAGGUCCCAAGUCGCAAGGUGGUUAGGUUGGUCUCAACCAGGGCCAGGGCCUUUUCAGUACUGGCCCCAACUUCGUAGAACGCUCUGUCACAAGAGACUAGGGCCCUGCGGGACUUGACAUCUUUCCGCAGGGCCUGCAGGACAGAGCUGUUCCGCCUGGCCUUUGGUUUGCACUCAGUCUGACCCUUAUGUUUCCCUCCCCUUAUGGUUUUGAUCUAUGGGCUACUAUUAAGAUGAGGCUGCAUUUUAAACUGUAUUUUAAACUGCAUUUUAAAUUGGUCCCCCCCCCCAUUAUGUUUUUAUUGUAAUUUUACUGGUGUUAGCUGCCCUGAGCCCGGCUCUGGCCAGGGAGGGCGGGGUGUAAAUAAAGUUGUUGUUGUUGUUGUUGUUUCCACUGCAUUGUUUUCCAUUCUGGAACAUGGGAGGAAUAAGUGAACAUUAGCAACAUUUGAUGAAUUUGUUGCCGUCUCCACCAGUGGAAAGCAGCAUAGCCUGUAAUGCUCACAUUUCUAAUUUAGCAUAAUCUAGAGUGAUGUAGAGGGACGCGGGUGGCGCUGUGGGUAAAACCUCAGCACCUAGGACUUGCCGAUCGCAUGGUCGGUGGUUCGAAUCCCCACGGCGGGGUGCGCUCCCGUUACUCGGUCCCAGCGCCUGCCAACCUAGCAGUUCGAAAGCACCCCUGGGUGCAAGUAGAUAAAUAGGGACCGCUUACCAGCGGGAAG